Molecule: messenger RNA, 1177 nt
Organism: Vollenhovia emeryi
Lineage: Eukaryota; Metazoa; Arthropoda; Insecta; Hymenoptera; Formicidae
Exons: 3
Coding region: 70-1038 (322 amino acids)
Biological process (GO): lipid transport
Molecular function (GO): lipid carrier activity
Source: RefSeq, a predicted model, not a curated record
UAUAUAAAGGAGCGUGCGAGUGUAAGAAGAGUAGUGUCGCGUACAUAGGUUGAAGCGCAUUAUCGCGAGAUGAACGCCAUUCUGAUUCCAUUCUUCCUAGCGGCCGACGUAGUCGUCUACAACACGUCGGAAUGGACGUUCGGGCCGGAAUACUUGUAUGACCUGAACAUUUCUUGUAUUCUAAAACCGGAACCCGACGGACCCGUCGAGAGUUAUCAAAUGAUUACUACAGUAAACUGUCGCCCGAAAAUGCCGGACCAUCUAUCCUGUCAUUUCAACAACGGAACGCUACUGGAAUUUGUCGAGAAUAACAACACGAGUGAAGAAUGGCAUAUGGAUGAAAUGUUCGAGAUCAAAUUUAACGAGCGCGGUGUGGAAGGCGUGAUCGUCGAGCCGAACACUGACGAGGAAAUGGUGGACGUUAUCCGAACGUUUGCCACUCAGUUUAACGUGGCUGUUGAUCGGAGCAAAAUUGACAUGUCGCACUUUAUGGUGAGAGAGGACUCGUCAAUGGGCAAUUGCGCGACGACGUACAGUGUCACACACGAAAAACCCGAGACGUCCACGACAGGAGAUUUUCGGCUUGUGGUAUUGCCGUUGGUCGACGCGAAAUCUGGGACGACUCUUUCGAUCGAGAAAUCUCGGACGGAAUGUAUUGAUCCUCCGCGACAUUUGGAAGAAUUAAACGCAAUCUUAGAGAUGGAUAGAUUUGUCAGCAAAAUACAGAUCGAGCCGAACAGAUUCGAAACCUUUAGUGAAAUCGAUGCAAAAGUAACGUUUUACGAAUCCGAAUCCGAAUCCGAAUCCGAAUCCGAAUCCGAAUCCGAAUCCGAAUCCGAAUCCGAAUCCGAAUCCGAAUCCGAAUCCGAAUCCAAAUCCGAAUCCGAAUCCGAAAUUCAAGUGUGGUCUACUAGAAUUCUAAUGGACAUUAAUUUAAACAGCAUUGAACCUGCGAAGAAUGAACUUCCGAUGCUACCUUACGGCAAACUGAUCGAUUUAAAUACCAAGUAUGCGGUACCAAACAAUAUGAUAGAUUAAAACGACUAUAUGAAUCUGCUGGUGUGUGUCAAAUUGCGAUGCAGAAAGACCAUAAUUUGCUAGUAUUGAAUGUCCAAUUAAAUUGAAACUACAUAUAAAUAGAGUUAAAUAAAGUAUCUUGCAGAACUGUUUCUCUUCU